Molecule: messenger RNA, 3883 nt
Organism: Macadamia integrifolia
Lineage: Eukaryota; Viridiplantae; Streptophyta; Magnoliopsida; Proteales; Proteaceae
Product: myosin-binding protein 2-like
Exons: 4
Coding region: 258-3149 (963 amino acids)
Molecular function (GO): myosin binding
Source: RefSeq, a predicted model, not a curated record
UCUCUCUCUCUCUCUCUCUCUCUCUCUCUCUCUCUCUCUCUCUCUCUCUCUUUCUGACUUCUCUGCUGAAUUCUUUUGCUCUGAGAGUCUUCUUUGGCCGUCUCUAGAAUCUCUACUUCGUCAUUACCGCCAUAUUCGUUCCCAUAAAUUAGUCUCUUUUCUCUCUCCAUUUCAUCUUCAAUUCUUCAUCAAUUCAUCUCUCUUUCUCUGUAAAUAAGUAGAACAGAGCAUCGGAAGGAACAUCAUCAGAAUCAUCCAUGGCUGCCAACAUGUUUGCGACUAUGUUGCACAGAAACACCCAUAGAAUUACUUUAGUUCUUGUCUAUGCAGUCUUGGAAUGGAUUCUGAUAAUUCUCCUCCUCCUUAACUCUUUAUUCUCUUAUCUGAUUUCAAAAUUCGCCGAUUUCUUCGGCCUUAAAUCCCCCUGCCUAUGGUGUUCCAGACUUGAUCAUGUGUUUGAGUCGGGUAAGAGCAGGGUUUCUUACAGAGAUCUCAUUUGCGAAACCCAUGCCUCUGAGAUUUCCAAAUUGAGUUACUGUACCAAACAUGGUAAGUUGGCCGUAGCUCAGGAUAUGUGUGAGGAUUGCUCGUCCUCGAGACCCGAUUCUCAUAGUAAAGCAUACGACAUCGGACGAAAAGUCGCUCUCUUUUCUUGGGUGAAACAGAAGAGUAUGAUCUCUCGUAAUGGGGAGAAGCAGAUUGAAGAGGGGGAAAAGAGCUAUAGGUGUUCUUGCUGUGAUGUCAACUUGGAUAGCAAAUUUUACUCUCCUUAUGUGGUGCUUAAGCCUUCCUGGGGUGUUCUGGAUUAUGCCCAGAAAGCCAAUUUGAUUGCUUCUGCCAUUGGUGCGGACAACGAUGGAGGUGAAUACUCGGAUCACGGCAAAUCGGAUUGCCCCACAGAUGAACAUGAGAUGGAAAGAAUCAGAGCAGCAAAUGGAGACGAAGUUGUUUCCGAUGACGCUGACGAUGAUGAAAGAACGGAAGAUGAACAUCAGGUACCAUCUGAUGUUGAUGAAGGUGAUCUAAGAAGAGAAACAGCAGAGGUGGAUUUCCCCCAAUGCAGAGAAAUGAUAGGAGACGAAGAAGAGAAAAAGAGAACUUUUGGGAUUACAGAACAAAAACCCAUCGAGGAGGUUGAGUCAAAUGCUGAGAUUCCAGUUUGUUCCAGUACAGAUGCAUCUGCUGAAAUUCUACCUCCGAGUUUGGAGAAUCCUGGUUAUGUGGAUGAUCAUCGCUUGGUUCCUAUCGAGUUGAUUGAUUCCAUGACUGAUGAAAACCAAAGCGUAUCCAGAUGCAGAAACGAAGAUCAGAAGAAGCCUGAGCAUCUGGAAGUAGUGUUGGGUUCUGAAUCACUCAUCGACACCCAGUUUAAAUUCAUUUCCACACAAUUUGAUUUCAUACUCGAGAGGGGUAAUAUUUCAGAAGGGGUAGCAGCAAUGCCUUCAUCAGAUGAGAACACAAUGUCUAAAAAGCUUGAAUCCAUGGCGGCAAGAGGGGAAGAAUCAGACGAUCAGCCAGCAUCAGAAGAAGCUGUUUCUGAAAUGCUGGUAGAUGUCAGAUCAAAGAUCUUGGCAAAAACAGAAGAACCAUCUGAUUGGACACAAGAUAUUGAACUUGUUCCUUCUUUGCCAUGUUUACAAGAAGAUCAAUCUUCCAAGGCUAUCGAUGAUGCUAGAAAUUCUAACCAUUCUGAUACAUUGAUGGUAGAAAGUGAUCAAGGCCCAAAGCAAGCCGUGGAUGCCAUGGAAGACAAAAGCAAAUUCUUCGAUAGGGCUGAGCAGGGAAUAAAUAAUCAUUUAUCCUUAUGUUCAGAAACCAAUGAAGACAAUGAAGAGAGGACACCAGAAACACCCACUUACAUGGAAGGUCUCCACAAUCUACAUCAUAAGAUGUUUCUACAAGAGAAAAAGGAAUUUGGAGCUGAGGAAUCUGUGGAUGGAAGUGUCAUAAGUGAGCUUGAAGGUGGGGAUGGGGUUCUAACUGUUGAACGCCUAAAAUCAGCUCUGAGAGAAGAACGCAAGGCUCUUCAUGCUAUGUAUGCAGAACUAGAAGAAGAGAGGAGUGCCUCUGCAAUAGCUGCCAACCAGACAAUGGCUAUGAUAACUAGGCUGCAGGAAGAGAAGGCUGCAAUGCAAAUGGAAGCUCUGCAAUAUCAAAGGAUGAUGGAAGAACAGUCUGAAUACGACCAAGAAGCUCUGCAGCUCUUAAAUGAGCUCAUGGUCAAGAGGGAGAAGGAGAAGCAAGAACUAGAGAAAGAGUUGGAAAUAUAUCGUAAGAAGGCUCUUGAUCAUGAAGCAAAAGAGCAAAGGAUUAUGAGAAGAAGGAGGGACAGUAAUGGGAGGAGCAGAACUACAUCUGCUUAUUCUAGCAAUACAGAGGACAGUGAUGAGCUAUCUAUUGAUCUUCAUCAUGAAGUCAGAGAUGAAGAUGGCUUCUAUAGCCGCAGAGAAAGCAGCAACAGUAGUCAUUACACUCCUGAUGUAGUUCUAAAUUUAGAGGAUGUGGGGCUAGACUGCGCAAAGCAUUUGAGCACGCUUAAUGAAUCGCUGACUGACUUUGAAGAAGAAAGGAUUACAAUUCUAGAGCAGCUAAAGGCACUGGAGGAGAAGCUCUUCACAUUGGAAGAUGAUGAUGAAGAACAGUUCUUUGAGGACAUAAGACCAAUGGGACAUAUUCCGGAACAGAAUAGCGAAGAGUUAGAUGAAAAUUCAGACUUCAGUCAUCAAGAAUCAAAUGGUGUUUCAAAUGGUUUCUCCGACGACAUGGAUGGCCAUCAUCAUCAAGGGAGAAGAAAUAUGGGUGCAAAAGGAAAGAGGCUUCUUCCCCUUUUUGAUGCCAUUGGUACAGAAAAUGAAGAUGGUGUACUGAAUGGACAUCAUGGAGAGCCUAAUGGUGUUCUCUUACAGAACUCUCUGGUUUCCAAGUUCACACAGGACAACAGAAGGACUGUUAUUGAAGAGGAGGUGGAUCAUCUCUAUGAGAGGCUACAGGCUCUUGAGGCAGAUAGGGGAUUCCUGAAACACUGCAUCAGCUCCUUGAAGAAAGGAGACAAGGGGAUAGAUCUUCUCCAGGAGAUAUUGCAACACCUUCGCGAUCUAAGGUCUGUAGAACUGCGUGCAAAGAAUAUGAGUGAUGGUCCUCUAGCAUAAAAGAUCUACUUAAUUGUUUCACACAAGUAGAUAAUUGAGCAAUUUCUUGGAGUUGAUCAAUUACAGUCCGGGUUCAAGUGGGACACAAGCGCUCGGCCCGCGGUGACCAUACAAGACUAGACAAUGAAUUUUGUGUCUUUUACAUAUGGGAAGCCACCUUGAAGAAAGGGAGGCUUCUGGUAUGGUUGCUUUGAUGUUGGUCCAUGAGGAGCGGAUCGGGAAUGAAGUCUGCCUCCUUUUUCUUUUCUUUUGGCUUCCAAGAAAGCACAAGUUUUUGUGUCUUGUACCCAUCAAAACCUUUUGCAGGGAAAGGUAGAAGAUGGUGAAGCAGGGAGGUGAGUGUGUGUAUGUUUAGGUCAAUCAGGUCAGACCACCCUGUCAUUGUAAGUGUGAGAAAUCCUGGCUUGCAAAGUUUGGGAGAUCCAACCAAGAUUCUUGUGCCAGGUAAACAACAUUAGUUUAUAAGCAGAUAGGACUAGUAGAGUAUCUUCUUUUCAAAUUUUUUAUUAUUUUGGAGAAGGGAGAGGAGUCUUAACUCUUUCUCUCCCACAUCUUUGCAUCAUUUUAUCAUAUGGGUUUUGGCUUUUUGGUGGUCUUAGUUGGAUUUAUUUGUACAAUAUAUGUAUCCAUCUGUAUGUAUAUGUGUGUUGAGUCUUGUUUUGCAGUUGCUGAUAUCAUUACAUCAAUGCUGUAGCUGGAUUAGAAAAAUAAGAGCAAAGAUUGCUUUCACAGUA